Rotaria sp. Silwood2 is the source of this 1527-nucleotide messenger RNA. The record is from the annotation of a GenBank genome assembly. Lineage: Eukaryota; Metazoa; Rotifera; Eurotatoria; Philodinida; Philodinidae.
AUGGAAGCAUCAUCUUUACAAUCGAAAAAUAUAUCAACAACACAAGCUUCAACAUCAAAUCUAACUACAUCUUCAACACGUUCGUCUUUACCAUCACAACAGAAGAUCACAAAAAAACGAAAAACAACUCCGAAGAUUGUUGCAUCAGAUCGCCGAGACAUCAACGUAAGAUCACAAAUAGGUGGUCAUUUAUGUGGUAUCAGACAUGCUGGAUUAGUGAAAUUGAUGGGUAUUAUGAAUUUACCGAGUCCCAUUCAAGAUGAAAGAUAUUCCAAAUGGGAUAGAGAUUUACUAAUUAUAGUAAAAUCAUUCACCGGAAGAUCAAUGAAGAAAGCAGUAGAGGAAACUGUAGCUGCUGAAAAUGGUACAGAAUUAAUGGUUAGUGGAGAUGGAUUCUGGCAGACUCGAGGUUUCCAAAGCAGACAUGGUGCGGCUGCUCUUUUUUCUUGUAACACAACACCAAAAGUACUGGAUAUAGAAACAUGCAGUAAAACAUGUGCACUUUCUAUUAAAAAAUCCAAUCCAGCUAAAUAUGAUAAUAUUAUUAGAUCGCAUCGAUGUGAAAAAAGUUCUGGUACAAUGGAAUCUGCUGCUAUUCUUACUAUGUUCAAACGAUCAGCUUCAAAAUAUGGAGUUUACUAUACUAAUAAAAGAAUGAAACGAGGAUUAGAAACAAUAAAACGUGAACAUGGACGAAAAAAAUUAUCUGGUGGUAAAACAAUUGGCGGUACAAGUCGUCUAUCUGUUCAUAAUAUACUUCGAUUACAAAUGACAUUUGCCUCCACCAUUCGAAAGUUCAAGCAUGAUCUGGAUUUAUUAUUUAACGGAUCUUGGGCAAUAUUUUGGCAUAAAUAUUCGACCAAUGAUGAUCCUCGUCAUGAUUAUUGCAGUAUCGAUUGGUGUGGCUAUUUGAAAUCUGUUCGUGAUAAAACUCCAUAUGAUCAUACGUCGCAUGCUUUACCUCGUCCUGUACUUGAUGCAAUUAAACCAGUUUUUAACAAUCUUUGUUCACGAGAAAGAAAAGAAAUUAAAAAGAUCGAAGACUUGAAUCAUUUUAGCAAAAGAAUGAAACGAGGAUUAGAAACAAUAAAACGUGAACAUGGACGAAAAAAAUUAUCUGAUGGUAAAACAAUUGGUGGUAAAAAUCGUCUAUCUGUUCAUAAUAUACUUCGAUUACAAAUGACAUUUGCCUCCACCAUUCGAAAGUUCAAGCAUGAUCUGGAUUUAUUAUUUAAAGGAUCUUGGGCAAUAUUUUGGCAUAAAUAUUCGACCAAUGAUGAUCCUCGUCAUGAUUAUUGCAGUAUCGAUUGGUGUGGCUAUUUGAAAUCUGUUCGUGAUAAAACUCCAUAUGAUCAUACGUCGCAUGCUUUACCUCGUCCUGUACUUGAUGCAAUUAAACCAGUUUUUAACAAUCUUUGUUCACGAGAAAGUCUUACACGUGUCAUGGAUGCUUCAACNAAUGGAAUCUGCUGCUAUUCUUACUAUGUUCAAACGAUCAGUUUCAAAAUAUGGAGUUUACUAUACUAA